AUGACGAAUCCUCGAGACCUCCUGCCUCAGUGGCUCGUGAACCACCACGUGGCGGAUAACCCCGUAACAAUUCCCAGUCAUAUCCGCCUGAUUCCUUGGGACGAUGGGUUCACUCCUUCAGGCUGCAAUGAUCGUCCUGGUAAAAUCGUGCGUGACUUUCCACGGGAUCACCCAAAAGCUCAUGUCAUAGUGGAUCAAGCAGUGUCGAAAUGUACAGCUGAUCAACUCUACGCGAGUGCAAUGGAAGCAAAAGUGUGGGGUGUAUACGUAUCAGUAGAUGAUCUGCAAUUGCUCAAUUCCACAAGCAAAUUAGUACCAAAGAUACUGGAAGUCCAGCAAGAUGAGGCUGAGAACUUAGAAAGUUAUCGUCACGUAUUAGCGAGACGAGCAAUACAGGAAUUUCUAGUUGAUAACUUGGCGGGACAGGAAGUUAUUAGCCAGAACGAUUGGAAACGUACGCAUGGUGUUGCUGUGUGGGUUAUUGCAUCCGAUUGUGAUGAUGAGACGGAGUACCAUUUGGACUAUGCUGAGCAGGUCCGAUAUGAGACCAACGUGAUCUUCCCUCCCAUCUACGGUGCUACGUUGCACGUGAGUCCACUACAUAAUGACACUUGUGGUGAGAAGGUAAAAGAGGAACAGCGGAAGACGAGUUUACUGGAAGGUGGAAGUUUUUACGUGAAUGUCAAGGGCAUGGAACACUAUGAGAAGUACGGCCACAAGACGCGCAAGCAGCCGACCCGAAUGACUACAGAUGAGCUAGAGAAGCUGAGUGCGGCAGAACCAGGAUGGGAACGCGUACCGUACUUGUACCGUCGAGGCAUCGUGUGUGACGGCGAGCUGCCUCACUUUAGUGGUCGUGUGCGGACACUGCCAACGUCAGUGUCAUCUUCGGAAGGGGUUGAGCUGCCAAUGAAACGCGUAAUCGUGGGCUUUAAUCUAUUUCCAAGCGAGAUCGGCGCGUGUGUAGCCAAGUUCCCGGAGCACAGCAGUGCUUUCAACCGUUACGUGAGGCUCUCUCAAGCUGCCGUAAAGCAGACAAAGUUGCUGUCGACCGCGAGUAACAAGGGCGGCUGGACGCUGGCCAGCGUGCGAGCUAACCCAAAGCAGGCUGCGUUUCUCAAGCUCUUAGCACGUAAGAUGCGUGAAAAGGACGGGCAGAAGUCGGAAACUGCGGCACAAGCUGAAAUGGCGUCGUGCAUGUCAGAAAGUUUGAGCUGCAAUGGCGAAGAAGAGCUGGUAGAUGCUGAAAGACUGCAGAGUUAG
Messenger RNA from Peronospora matthiolae, 1263 nucleotides. The record is from the annotation of a GenBank genome assembly. Lineage: Eukaryota; Oomycota; Peronosporomycetes; Peronosporales; Peronosporaceae.